Messenger RNA from Cetraspora pellucida, 786 nucleotides. The record is from the annotation of a GenBank genome assembly. Lineage: Eukaryota; Fungi; Glomeromycota; Glomeromycetes; Diversisporales; Gigasporaceae.
AUGGAGGCACCUCUUAUUAGUGACGGAGAGAUUACCGCAAUACCUCAAUACCAAGUGACUGUCGAACGUCGCGUACCUUCUGGCUUGGACAGUACUUUAGGAAAUGCCGGACUUCCGCGAGCUGUCAUUGCUGCUUCUAGGGAAAAGCCAAAAGGAACUGAGGGGAAAAAUGUAAACAACAGAACGGUCUUGCAACAACACGUCGAUUUUUGGGAUGAAGACGGCGAUGGUGUUAUUCGCCCAUUCGACACGUUACGAGGAUUCCGUCGAUUAGGCUUUAACAUUUUUCUUAGUGCUUUCGCCAUGUUUAUCAUUCAUUUAGGAUUUGCCUAUGUUACACAAUCGAACUGGGUUCCUUUUCUCGGAAACCCAUUCUUUAAAAUUUAUGUUGAUAAGAUUCAUAAAGGAAAGCAUGGUUCAGAUUCAGAAACUUUUGAUAGCGAGGGUCGGUUUGUCCCCGAGAAAUUCGAAGAGAUAUUUUCAAAAUAUGAUCGAGAAGGUAAAGGUGGACUGAGCUUUAGUGAUAUUCGACGCUUAAUUUAUGGUAAUGCGAACGCAUGUGAUCCUUUUGGGUGGAUUAGUGCCGUAUUUGAAUGGGGCAUUUUAUUUUUGUUGUGUGCUCAAAACGGCAUUAUUUCCAAAGAGGAUGUCCGAUCUCAAUAUGAUGGUUCACUCUUUUACCGAGUAGCAGAACGUGUGAAGGAAGGCAAAUUUCGAAAGACAUAUUUUCCCGUGUUCUAUAAAAAUGGACGCGAGAAUUUUGGAGAUCACUCCAAGAAUCAAUAA